Molecule: messenger RNA, 2025 nt
Organism: Nestor notabilis (Kea)
Lineage: Eukaryota; Metazoa; Chordata; Aves; Psittaciformes; Psittacidae
Gene: BRINP2
Product: bone morphogenetic protein/retinoic acid inducible neural-specific 2
Exons: 7
Biological process (GO): negative regulation of mitotic cell cycle; positive regulation of neuron differentiation
Source: RefSeq, a predicted model, not a curated record
AGAGUUUGCUCGUUGGAAGGUGAAUAAUUUGGCCUUGGAGAGGAAAGACUUCUUCAGCCUGCCGCUUCCACUGGCCCCUGAAUUCAUCCGCAACAUCCGUCUGCUGGGACGCCGACCCAGUGCCCAGCAGAUCACCGACAGCCUCAUCAGAAAGUAUGGGACACACUUCUUGCUUGCUGCCACGCUGGGAGGAGAGGAGUCCCUGACCAUUUUUGUGGACAAGCGCAAGCUGAGCCGGAGGGCAGAGGCCACCGGGGUGGCUGGGAACAGCUCGGGGGUCUCACUGGAGACCCUGCACCAGCUGGCAGCAUCCUACUUCAUUGACCGGGAGAGCACGCUGCGCCGGCUCCACCACAUCCAGAUUGCCACAGCCGCUAUCAAGGUGACUGAAACACGCACAGGGCCACUUGGCUGUAGCAACUACGACAAUCUGGACUCAGUGAGCUCCGUCCUGGUGCAGAGCCCUGAGAACAAAGUGCAGCUCCAAGGGCUGCAGACAGUGCUCCCCUCCUACCUGCGGGAGAGGUUUGUGGCGGCCCCCCGCUGCAACUGCCCCGAGGCUGACAUUCAGGCGCUGGAGAGCAGCCUGGCCCAGCUCCGGAGAGCCUGGGAGAGCCACCACAGCCAGUUCGAGGAGUCAGAGGAAUUUCAGGCCCUAGUGAAGAGGCUCCCUGGGGACCGUUUCCUGAACAGGACGGCCAUCUCCCACUUCUGGGCCAUGGACCUGGAUGUCCAGCAUCGCUACCAACAGCUGGGCACCAGCCUGAAACUGCUUUCCAGGAAAACCCACCGGCUCAUCCGGCGGCUCUUCAACCUCAGCAAACGCUGCCACCGGCAACCUCGCUUCAAGCUGCCCAAGGAGAGGUCCCUCCCUUACUGGUGGAGCCGCGCACAGUCACUCCUGUACUGCAGUGAGACCACUGUGCCUGGGACCUUCCUGGAAGAAAGCCACAGCUGCACAUGUCCCUCCGAGCAGCCCUCCUGCCAGGGAUCCAUACCAUGUGCCUUGGGCGAGGGGCCAGCCUGUGCCAGCUGCGCCGAGGACAACAGCACCCGCUGCGGGACCUGCAACCACGGCUACAUGCUCACCCAGGGCUUCUGCCGCCCUGAGGUGGCCGACUCACUGGAGCACUACCUGGGGCUGGAGACAGACCUUCAGGACUUGGAGCUCAAGUACCUCCUGCAGAAACGGGACAGCCGCAUCGAGGUGCACUCUAUCUUCAUCAGCAACGAUAUGCGCCUGGGGAGCUGGUUUGACCCCUCCUGGAGGAAACGGAUGCUCUUAACCCUGAAGAGCAACAAGUACAAGCCAGGGCUGGUUCAUGUGAUGUUGGCCCUCUCCCUGCAGAUCUGCCUCACCAAGAACAGCACACUGGAGCCUGUUAUGGCCAUCUACGUCAACCCCUUCGGGGGAAGCCACUCGGAGAGCUGGUUCAUGCCUGUCAAUGAAGGCAGCUUCCCAGACUGGGAAAGAACUAAUGUAGAUGCCUCUGCCCAGUGCCAAAACUGGACGCUCACUUUGGGCAAUAAGUGGAAGACCUUCUUUGAAACGGUCCACGUCUACUUGCGGAGCCGCAUCAAGUCUCUGGAUGACAGCUCCAAUGAGACAAUCUACUAUGAACCCUUGGAGAUGGCAGAUCCCUCCAAGAACCUGGGCUACAUGAAAAUCAACAGUUUGCAAGUCUUUGGCUACAGCCUGCCCUUUGAGCCAGAUGCUAUUCGUGACCUGAUCCUUCAGCUGGACUACCCCUACACACAGGGCUCCCAGGACUCUGCCAUGCUUCAGCUGUUGGAGAUCAGGGACCGGGUAAACAGAUUGUCACCCCCUGGCAAAACCCGCCUUGACCUCUUCACUUGCUUGCUCCGGCACAGGCUCAAACUGGCCAACAAUGAGGUGGCGAGGAUCCAGUCCUCCUUGAGGGCCUUCAACACCAAGCUGCCCAACGCGCUAGAGCAGGAGACGGGCAAACUGUGCAGCUAACAGCCAGGGCUGCUCCGAUCUCAGAGCGAGGGGACUGGGAGAAA